Microthlaspi erraticum is the source of this 348-nucleotide messenger RNA. The record is from the annotation of a GenBank genome assembly. NCBI's taxonomy places the organism in Eukaryota, Viridiplantae, Streptophyta, Magnoliopsida, Brassicales, Brassicaceae.
AUGCAGCAGAGUGUAGAAUCUACUGUACAAGUUAGGAUUGAUAUUGUUGCCAAGGUUUCGCGCGAGUCUGCAUCGAACACAGUGGAGAUAAGUCUAACGCGCGAGUUCGAAGAGCUUUUCGUACGCAAGCUUGAUGGAAACCUCGUCCAUGUGGAAUCAAACAUAGCUACUCCAUUCCCAAUCCCUUAUCUACGCUUAAACAGCAUCUUUAGCUUUGAUCCCCGCAUCAUCUAUCCUCGCCUCUAUUCAGCUCUCCAAGAUCCUGACUUGUGCGAUCAUCUAUCCGCCAAGAUCGCUUCCGAAGCCGAGCCAGUUGCAGGGCCUUCAUUCGUUCCUUGUGAGUUGUGA